This is a messenger RNA of Trypanosoma conorhini, 792 nucleotides long. RefSeq lists its product as uncharacterized. The transcript has a single exon. Bases 1 to 792 code for a protein of 263 amino acids. NCBI's taxonomy places the organism in Eukaryota, Euglenozoa, Kinetoplastea, Trypanosomatida, Trypanosomatidae. The record is from RefSeq and is a predicted model, not a curated record.
AUGGAGCUGCAGGGGACGCAGCCACACAAGCAACUGCAAACAGCAUGCGAUGCGAAGGGGAGGGCUGAAGUCCUUCGGCAUCUCGCGCUGAAAAGGCCAGAGACGAAACCUGCCGCACGAGAGGCUCUCACAGGCCACGUUUUGACAGCAAUGCGAGGCGGCGACGAGGAGGCGGGCGCACGCAAAGGCCCCAACGUGUGUCGCCCGCGGCAGCCGCCAAAGGGGGAGAAUGAAGCUGUACAUGCGCCCCGCAAGACCAUGGUGCACAAUGGUGGACUGAGGGAACGGUAUGCGCUUGUGAUGCAGAUGCGCUCUAAUGAAACGCAGGAGGCCCUUGCCCGUGAAGGCGAUCUCUCGCGUAUCAUCAUUGAUCUGCAGAAGAGCAUGGCCGACAUGAAGGCGUCACGUGAACUCGAGCGUGAGGUUCACGCACGAGAAUCUUUUUAUCUUCUUAAAGAAAACGAGUCUCUCAAGAACCAGGUACGGGUGGCGGAGAAACUGCUUGCGGACGCCCGGAGCAUGCACGAUUUGGAGCUUUCCGGUCUGAGGAAGAAGGUCUCUGACAUGGAAGACCUUCUUGCCGGUGAACAGGAACAUAGCAAGACGAGGGAGGCUGAGCAGGAACGUGUCAUUCAGCAGCUGUGCAACAGCCUUUACACCACGCAGAAGGAGCUGGAGCGCUACAUGGGGGAUAGACCGCGAGUUGGCUUCUGCGAAGCAAUUCGUGGCGGAACUGAGGGCAGAGAGCCGGAGGUCCCAGCGGGAGUGCGGUGUGUGGCAGGAGAUACUUAG